Sturnus vulgaris (Common starling) is the source of this 843-nucleotide messenger RNA. RefSeq names its product YY1 associated factor 2 (gene YAF2). Gene Ontology annotation, biological process: positive regulation of DNA-templated transcription. Gene Ontology annotation, cellular component: nucleus. The record is from RefSeq and is a predicted model, not a curated record. Gene Ontology annotation, molecular function: transcription coregulator activity; DNA binding. NCBI's taxonomy places the organism in Eukaryota, Metazoa, Chordata, Aves, Passeriformes, Sturnidae.
GGCAGCGGCGGCGGCGGUGGCAGCGGGAGUUUCCCCGACAGCUGGAGGUUGCGGCGGCGGCUCCUCCUCCCCGGGUCCCAGCUAGAGCCCAGAGACCCCCCACGCUCCUCCUUAUUGACAAACGCACAAAGGGCCGCGCCGGGGCCGGGCCGGGACGCGUCUGGAGCCGGCAUGGGAGACAAGAAGAGCCCGACCAGGCCGAAGCGGCAGCCGAAACCCUCCUCGGACGAGGGGUACUGGGACUGCAGCGUCUGCACCUUCCGCAACAGCGCCGAGGCCUUCAAGUGCUUGAUGUGCGACGUGAGGAAGGGCACCUCCACACGGAAACCUCGACCUGUCUCUCAGCUGGUUGCACAACAGGUUCCUCAGCAAUUUGUGCCCCCUACACAAUCAAAGAAAGAGAAAAAAGACAAAGUAGAAAAGGAAAAAAGUGAAAAGGAAGCAACAAGCAAAAAGAACAGUCAUAAGAAAACCAGGCCAAGGUUGAAAAAUGUGGAUCGAAGUAGUGCUCAACAUUUGGAAGUUACAGUUGGAGAUCUGACAGUCAUUAUUACAGACUUUAAGGAGAAAACUAAGUCACCACCUGCUUCCAGUGCUGCUUCUGCAGAUCAACAUAGUCAGAGUGGUUCUAGCUCUGACAACACAGAGAGGGGAAUGUCCAGGUCAUCUUCACCCAGAGGAGAAGCAUCAUCACUGAACGGGGAAUCUCAUUAAAGUUUAUUUCUUCCAGUUUCUUCAGUCUCUUCAAAACAUGCAAAUACAUAAGUUCUGUCACCUGUUACCACAUUUUCAUGACAGAUUAGUCAUGCAUAAUUGAUAUGUUGACUGGAACAUAAUGCAAUU